Molecule: messenger RNA, 944 nt
Organism: Cuscuta campestris
Lineage: Eukaryota; Viridiplantae; Streptophyta; Magnoliopsida; Solanales; Convolvulaceae
Source: the annotation of a GenBank genome assembly
ACGUACUUAUUUGAAUUGAGAUUAGUUUGUGGGAGUUCAAUUUUAGAUGAAUGUGUUUUUGUUUAAACAAUAAUAAUAAUAUGGGAAAAGCAGUGGUGAAUAAGCAGCCAUCAAAGGGGAAGAUGUUGAUCUUGAAGUUGGUUCCAAGAUCCGUUGCCACGUCGUUCCAAAACCUGCCGGCUGCGGCGUUUAUCCUAGGCGGCGGCAGAGACAUGAGACCAGCUGCUGCAACGGCGGACCACCACCACCAUCAUCUCAUCAAGACCGCCAACGCCAACCACCGGAGAGGAUUCUCUGGCGCUAUUGUUCGGGCAGAGGCCGGAAGACAAUCGGGUUUUACGAGUGCUAAUGCCCACCCCCAUGGAGAACCCUGCUCGCCCAAAGUUUCGUGCAUGGGUCAGCUCAAGCAAAACAGCAGCACCAGCAAGAAGAAGAAGAAGAAGAAAGAUAAGGACUUAGUCAUCAUUGGGUCUGUAGCGACUGAGAAAUCUUCCCCGGCUGCUGCCAUGAAAGUUGCAUCACCAUUGCACGGGCGAAGGUGGUCUGAUGCUUCGGCAGCAGACAAAGCGCCGCCACCGCUGCCCCCUAGUUUGGGUCAGAUGAAGCGCUUUGCGAGCAGUCGAGAGACGCUACGUGGUAGUUAUUGUUCGGACAACGAUGACGACGACGACGAUGAUGAUGAUGAAGGUUGUCCAAGUUCUCAUCAUCCGCGGCAGAUUGCCAGUCUUCCAUCAUCAAUUGAUGAUGUUGUUUUACCAAAUAAUGAUGUCGUCCUUAGAAUUGGUGAAACAACAACAACAACAACAACAACGUUGCCGCCAAGGAAAGAAAUCAACCUGUGGAAAAGGAGGAUCAUAUCAUGAUGACGCCGCCUCAACCCGCAUUCACAUCAUUACUUAAUAAUUACAGCAACAAUUAGUAAUCAAUAAAGCUAUCUACUACCU